CGUUCCAGAAACCUCCCCGGAGUCUGCUUGGUGAGUCUGCUCCUUACCCUCCCAGUCUGAGCUCCCGAACCUUGUUCUGCGUGUGGGCACGCUGAUGACAACACAAGUUCAAGGCCAGCCUGGGCUAUAUAGUGAGACCUUGUCUCAAAAAGCCAAAAGAAAAAAAAUCACCCAAGAAAUAAAACAGCAACAAAAAAUCAGUUUAUUGCCAUACACAGGUUCUGAGGGUCAGGAUCUGGCAGGGCUCAUCGGAGUUCUUCUGGCUCAGGGUGCCUCUGGAAGCCACAGCUGAGCUGCGACCAGGGCUGCAGCCAGCUCAAGGCUCUGCUGGGGCUGGGGAAUCUGCGGUAACCUCGCUCAUGUGGCGACGAUGGCCCCAGGUCCUUGCUGCAAGUUGGCUGCAGGCCACUCUUCCUUUCCCUAUGGGCCUCUCUGUAAGACUCUGGAAAGUUUUCACACAAUGGUAGCUGACUUCUCCCAGAGUGGAGAGAGAGAGAGAAAGAGAGCAACUCAGUGGAAGUCACAGUGUUUUAUGACCCAAUCACAGAUGUGAUGUCACUUCUGACAUUUGCAGUCGUCAUGCAGGACACAGUGUGGGAGAGAAUGACACGGGCGAACCUCCCUCUAAUACAUUAAGAAGUGGUUGACCUGCCUCUCAAGUACAAGGUCCUCAGUUCGAUCCCCAUACCAAAAAAAAAAAAAGAAAAAAAAAAAAAGGAUCAAUGAACAGAAGACCAAGUUCUUCUAAUUUUCUGUUUUAUAAUCCUUCCCAGUGGUGAUUCAGCCACAGAAAUACAGCAAAAGCUUCUUAUCAGUGUGAACAGCUGUAUAGCUAUCAACAGUUUCUAGACACUUUGGCAUCAUGUCAAAGAAAAUAGGACCUGCCUGUCACUCUGGUGGUAAAUUACCUGAUAAAUAGUUAUGUUCAGGCAACAUGCAUGGUAGAGAUGUUAAUUGGAAAAACUUUGAAUUGGGUUAUAGAAACAUUAGUAUCACAAAAUGCUAUUUUGACAGUUUAUGAUGUUGACUUAUGGCAAUUAAUUGUGGAGCAGGUGACUUUUUUCUUCCUGCGUAUGGUAAUAUUUCAUCUUGCUCUAUCAAACACAAUGAAGGUUUGUUUGCUGUCACAAUAUGAGUAAAAUCCAAUUGAAAAGCCCGCUGUCAGGUGUAACGAGAGGUAGGAAAUUAGUUGCUACAGAGAUUGCUCAUAAAAGCACUGUAGCAAGAAAAUAAAAUCUGAUAGCCUGAAAAUAGCUAAGUACACAUGACAAUAGUAACAGGUGAAAAUUAUCUUCAGAGUCUACUGAUAAUAUAAAAUACUUUUAGUGAAUAAGAUUAUUACAAAUAUUAUUUUGAAAAUUACAGUCACCACAUUAUUUCAAUCUGCCUAGCAUGUCAUAAAUGAGAUUCGUCUUUUCUAUCGGAUGGGUGUUAUGUAAAGUUCUCAUUAAUGCAGUAACCUCAGUUUUCCCUGCCUGACAUUUGGAGAAUCUACGGGAGAAAUCAACUGCAGAUAAGUGAGUUCCUUUGUUUGAUUUUUUCCAAAUGUUUGGUGUUGGUUAAGAGCUAGAAUCUUGAAGUCAGAUAAAUAUGGAAUAUAACUGCAAUGCCAUCCCUAGUUUAUUUAAUUUUCAGUUCCUUCCUCUUUAAAACAAUAGUGGAAACAAAGCACCUAUUAUUUAGGAUUCUUGUGGGAACAAGCUUGGGAUUUCAUGCAAGGCGUUUAGCCCUGAGCGGUACAGGGUCAGUAACAAUUCUCUAUGGCCUGUUUUCUCCCUCCUUUUUUCCUUUUUCUCUUCCUCCUUCUAGGUUUCCUCUUACUCCUUCCCCUCUCCUCUAUUCCUUCCGUUUUCUUAUCUUCCUGCUCCUGCUCUUCUUGCCUUCUAUUUCUCUCUAUUGUUAUUGGCAGUAGUCAUACUCAGGCUUUGUGUCUGGUUCUGCCUUCAAGAGCUCCCAAUGACAAAGAGAAAAACCUGAAGGACACGCUGUGGGAAAUCUGAUAGUACCAAUUUUGGCCUUGGCUUAUGUCAACCUUUUCUGUCCCACAGGGUGGUGGUGGGCAGUGUGAGAGGGAUAAAUCCCUGGGCUUUUGCAGCAGAAGGGGUGACUCCAGUAUAAAAACUCGCAUCUGAUGAAAAAUUUGUAGAAGGCUGCCAUCUACAGGGUGAGGUGGUGCAUGCCUAUAAUCCCAGCACCUACCCUGGGCAGGAGGAUUACAGCGAGUUCGAGACUGGCCUGGAUGGCGUAGUGAGCUCCAAGGCCAGCCUGAACUGCAUAGACCUUGUCUCAAAAAACAAAAAUGCUCAAUUGGUGGGUACAUGCCAUCUUCUUUGAAAGUGAAUUGCUUUUUAAGUACUACUUAUUUCCUUUUUAUGGAUGUAUAAUAGAGGAGGAUUGUCUUUCAAAUCAAUCAAUGAUAAAAUCAACUUUUUUUUCUUUUUUUUUUUUUUGGUACCGGGGAUUGAACUCAGGUCCUUGCCCUUGCAAGGCAGGCCACCAAACCGCUGAGCUAAAUCCCCAGCCGAUAAAAAUCAAGUUUAAUGGACAGGUGUUUUCAUUUACACACUAGUAACACUCGUGGCUGUAAUGAUGGGCGACCCGUGCUUGGAUUUAUUUUGACGGUGAUAUUUACCUUCUCUAUUUAGCUUUCUCAUAGCUAGUUUCCCGAUGAUGGUUUAGAAUAAAAGCACUUCCUGGUUAUAUUUCUUGAUAACAUACUGUUAGGUUGCUUCAGAAACAUUUAUUAUCAGCUUAUCUUUUUCAGGUUUUAAUGUUUGUGUUGCUCUGUUAACAUUAACCGUGGCUUGUCAGAGCUGCAGUGGGCCCUCGCCAGCAGCAGAUGUACUGGACACAGAUGAGGACGACCUGGGCCAAAGGCAGUCUUGGCUGUGGCUCUCCCGCCCUGGCCGUACCUGCUGUCUCACCAGGAAGGGGAAGUCCUUGUAGCUUGAGGGACAAUCCAAUUUCUGCGAAAUGAUCGCUCUUGCUGAGAAGGGGAAUCUCAGUUUCCAGGAGGCUCUGCUGGAAUCCAAGGUGACUGCAGGACUGGGACAGCUGCUGGAGACUGCUAGGUGUCCAUGACUUGGGGUCUCACUAUAUUGUUUGUGCUGUCUUGAAGUCGCUGUGUAUCCUAGCCUGGCCUUGAAUUCAUGGCAACCCUCCUGCCCCAGCUUUCCAAGUGCUGGGAUUAUAGGUGUGCACCACCACAACUGGCUAUUAAUGUACCUCAUUUUUGCGGUCACUAAAGUCACUGAGGAUGGUUUCUGGGAUAGGUAUGUGCAAAGAAAAAAAAAAAAAGGAGAAGGAACUCAAACCUGACUAUGGGUUUGGGAGAGCAAUUACUCAACCCACAAGGGCAACAAUAAGCUCGUGGAGAGUUCUCAGGGAUGACGCCUGUGUGCCACUGUGUUACGAACAUUUCCUGUGUGGAAAGCAGCCAGUCCCGUGAAGUCCGUGUAACCCUGUACAGUUUCAUGGUGCUCAUUAUCCUGAGCACUCUGGUGGGCAACCUGAUAGUUAUCAUUUCCAUAUCACACUUUAAGCAGCUUCACACCCCUACUAACUGGCUCAUUCAUUCCCUGGCCAUUGUGGACUUCCUGCUGGGGUGCCUGGUCAUGCCUUACAGCAUGGUGCGAUCUGUGGAGCACUGUUGGUAUUUUGGAGAAGUCUUCUGCAAAAUUCACACCAGCACUGAUAUUAUGCUGAGCUCAGCAUCCAUUUUCCACUUGUCCUUCAUUUCCAUUGACCGCUACUAUGCUGUGUGUGACCCACUGCGAUACAAAGCCAGGAUGAGCAUCUUGGUUACUUUUGCGAUGAUCUUCAUUAGCUGGAGUGUCCCCGCUCUUCUUGCAUUUGGAAUGAUCUUUAUGGAGCUGAACAUCAAAGGAGCUGAAGAAGUGUAUUACGAACACAUUCACUGCACAGGGGGCUGUGCUGUCUUCUUUAGCAAAAUAACGGGAGUACUGGCCUUUAUGAUUUCUUUUUAUAUACCUGGAUCUAUUAUGUUCUGUGUCUAUUGUAGAAUAUAUCUUGUGGCUAAAGGGCAGGCAAGAUCAAUUAAAGGUACAAAUCAGAAACUUCAAAGUGGACUGGAAGAGAAAAAUGGAAUUUCACAAAGCAAAGAAAGGAAAGCUGCAACAACGUUAGGGAUUGUGCUAGGAGUUUUCUUUAUAUGUUGGUGCCCUUUCUUUGUCUGCACCAUCGUGGACCCUUUCCUGAACUACACUAUUCCACUGGCUUUGAAUGAAGCAUUCAUUUGGUUUGGCUACUUGAACUCUACUUUUAAUCCAAUGGUUUAUGCAUUUUUCUAUCCCUGGUUCAGAAGAGCACUGAAGAUCAUUUUAUUUGGUAAAGUUUUCCAAAAAGAUUCAUCCAGAUGUAAAGUAUUUUUAGACUCAAAUCCAUAGAAUUAUUAUAUUUUACUGGCUUGCAAAACAUUUGAUGAUCAUAUUUAUGAACACAAUGUAACCAACCACAUGGUCUUAUAUCAGCUAUUGAGUCAAAGCACACUGGAGGGGAAGCUAAAUGAUGAUGUUUGUUUCUCAUCUCCUAUUUGGGACAAGGUAGAUGUGAUCUUUGCCAUUCUUCAUGUACACACUCAGCUUUGUAAAUU
Molecule: messenger RNA, 4612 nt
Organism: Fukomys damarensis (Damara mole-rat)
Lineage: Eukaryota; Metazoa; Chordata; Mammalia; Rodentia; Bathyergidae
Product: trace amine-associated receptor 1
Exons: 5
Coding region: 3387-4406 (339 amino acids)
Biological process (GO): G protein-coupled receptor signaling pathway
Cellular component (GO): membrane
Molecular function (GO): trace-amine receptor activity
Source: RefSeq, a predicted model, not a curated record